Messenger RNA from Menidia menidia (Atlantic silverside), 1547 nucleotides. NCBI's taxonomy places the organism in Eukaryota, Metazoa, Chordata, Actinopteri, Atheriniformes, Atherinopsidae. The record is from the annotation of a GenBank genome assembly.
CCCCUUUCUCCCGUUUGUCUUUCUUCUCUGUUGGCAUGUUACCAGGCAAGAUACAGCGCAGAUGGCGUGCCUCUCUUUUUGAUAGGCUGGCUGGAUUUAGGGAGGCGUGGUCUAAUAUUCCCUAUAAAUACAUUGUUGCGGGACAGACUGCGGCGCUUGGCAGCUGGUGAGAACACUGACGGUUGCAACGAAAGAAGUUUCUAGACAAUAGUCACUGACAAUACAUAUCCAAAGAAACUAUCCUUUACGACGACAACCAAUUUGGACGUCUCCGUUUGGAAUUAUACUAAAGAAGAACCAUGCCUGAAGUACUUGCACCAACAGACCUUGGCAGCUCACCUCCAUCCCCUGUGGACAGUAGCCCCCGAAGAAUGUCCUGGGGCAAACUGGUCCAAAGACUGACUGAUUUCAGCACAAACAGCGGCAGUUUUGAGUCGGAGUCGAACAAUGGCAGCAGAAGUGAUCUAUCAGAGUCAGGAUCAGAUUUCUUCAAUGACCUGUGUACCUCUGACGAUAACCUAUUCUACGAUCCAAUGGAGGCGACAAUCCUGAAGGAAGUCGUGGAGCUUAUUGCACAAAGCCUAAGAGAAGCCAAAGACUCAGACUGCGCCUUGCGUUGCGCCAAGUUGCUCAUUCCAGAGAAACUUCUGGAGCAUAUUGGUCAGGAACUUUUUCACCUCGCAGCUAGUGAGCCCUGCGGCUUGCGAGGGGCUCUGAUUGACCUCUGCGUGGAGCAAGGCGCAGUCUGCGAGAGCAUGGGACAGCUUUCCGUGGACCCCUACCUCGUCCCAACCUUCCAGCUGACUCUGGUGUUACGGCUCGAGUCCAGCGGCCUCUGGCCCAAAAUCCAAGGACUAUUUAGCUCCAAGUCUUCUUCCACUCCAGUAGUCAGACAAGCUAUUAAACUAAGCACUGGUUUCCGUGUGAUGAAGAAGAAACUGUAUAGUUCUGAAGAACUGCUCAUUGAAGAAUGUUGAGGGAUUCUUUUAAUGUCCGAGUUGUCGGUAAAAGCUCACAGAAGGGCCUUAUAACUUUAAAAAUAUGAUGCCUUCUGAGGUGUACGGAUAUUAGUCAUGAUGUAGCUUUUUCUUUUUACUUAAGGGCACCUGAAACGUAUGGUACUUGGAAGAGAUGACGCUUCAACACCUGUGCAAAUUUCAGAAUUCUAAAGUGUAACCAUCAUACUAUAUCUAAGGCAUUUUGCAAUUGUAAAAGUGCGUACUUCAGUUUCUAUUGAAACUUUGUAAAGGCAGCUAGUUGUAUUGUUUUUAUUGAUUUUUGUCAAACCCAUGACGAUUAACUGAAUUGGACACGCAUGAAAAAUAAUCCGUAUCCCAGUUGAUCAGACUUAAAACCUUUUAGGACGGCUCGAGGGAACACCUGCCGGCUUGUGUGUGCACAGGCUGAGGCCGUGAUUCAAACGUCACUCCAUUUUACAUUUGGUUGGACCUGUCCUGCUUUUGACUUUAUUUGAUACUGAAAUAUUCAUAGCAUUGCACUGUUUUUUGUACUUUCAUGACGGCAAAUAAAUUAUUGUUUUCUAACAA